Messenger RNA from Marmota monax (woodchuck), 7651 nucleotides. RefSeq names its product RFT1 homolog (gene Rft1). Bases 16 to 1665 code for a protein of 549 amino acids. Gene Ontology annotation, biological process: dolichol-linked oligosaccharide biosynthetic process; glycolipid translocation. Lineage: Eukaryota; Metazoa; Chordata; Mammalia; Rodentia; Sciuridae. The record is from RefSeq and is a predicted model, not a curated record. Gene Ontology annotation, cellular component: endoplasmic reticulum membrane. The transcript is spliced from 14 exons.
CGAGGUACCGAGGUUAUGGGCAGCCAGGAGGUGCUGGGCCAGGCGGCCCGACUGGCUUCCUCCGGUCUCCUCCUGCAGGUGUUGUUUCGAGUGAUUACCUUUGUCUUGAAUGCAUUUAUUCUUCGCUUCAUGUCAAAGGAAAUUGUUGGCGUAGUGAAUGUAAGAUUAACAUUGCUUUACUCUACUACUACCUUCCUGGCCAGAGAGGCCUUCCGCAGAGCUUGUCUAAGUGGAAGUACCCAAAGGGAUUGGAGCCAGACCCUCAACCUCCUGUGGCUAACAGUCCCCCUGGGUGUGUUUUGGUCCUUAUUCCUGGGCUGGGUCUGGUUGCAGUUGCUUGAAGUACCUGAUCCUGAUGUGGUCCCCCACUAUGGAACUGGAGUGGUACUAUUUGGUCUCUCAGCAGUGGUGGAACUUCUUGGAGAGCCCUUCUGGGUCUUGGCACAAGCACAUAUGUUUGUCAAACUUAAGGUGAUUGCUGAGAGCCUGUCAGUAAUCCUUAGGAGCAUCCUGACAGCUUUUCUUGUACUGUGGUUGCCUCUCUGGGGAUUGUACAUUUUCUCUUUGGCCCAGCUUUUCUAUACUUCCGUUCUGGUGCUCUGCUAUGUUAUUUAUUUCACAAAGUUACUGAGUUCCCCAGAAUCAACCAAGCAACACACUCUUCCUGUCUCCAGAAUAACAGAUCUGUUACCCGAUUUUACCAGAAACAGGGAUUUUGUAAAUUGGAAAGAGGCUAAAUUAACCUGGAGUUUUUUCAAGCAGUCUUUCUUGAAACAGAUUUUGACAGAAGGCGAGAGAUAUGUGAUGACAUUUUUGAAUGUUUUAAAUUUUGGUGAUCAAGGUGUAUAUGAUAUAGUGAAUAAUCUUGGGUCCCUUGUGGCCAGGUUAAUUUUUCAGCCAAUAGAGGAGAGUUUUUAUAUAUUCUUUGCUAAGGUGCUGGAGAGGGAAAAGGAUGCCACACUUCAGCGGCAGGAGGACUUUGCUGUGGCUGCUAUGGUUUUGGAGUCCUUGCUCAAGCUGGCCCUGCUGGCUGGCCUGACCAUCACUGUUUUUGGCUUUGCCUAUUCUCAACUGGCUCUGGAUAUCUAUGGAGGGGCCAUGCUUAGCUCAGGAUCAGGUCCUGUUUUGCUGCGUACCUAUUGUCUCUACGUCCUCCUGCUUGCCAUCAAUGGAGUAACUGAGUGUUUCACGUUUGCUGCCAUGAGUAAAGAGGAAGUUGACAGGUACAAUUUCACAAUGCUGGCACUGUCAUCCUCAUUCCUGGUGCUGUCCUAUCUCCUGACCCGUUGGUGUGGCAGCGUGGGCUUCAUCCUGGCCAACUGCUUUAACAUGGGUAUUCGGAUCACACAGAGCCUUUGCUUCAUCUAUCGCUACUACCAAGAGAGCCCACACAGGCCCCUGGCUGGCCUGCACCUGUCGCCAGUCCUUCUUGGGGUAUUUGCCCUCAGUGGUGGUAUUACUGGUGUUUCAGAGGUCCUCAGCAGCAGAGUACGCACACCCAGAACUGUGUCCCAACCUCUGCAAGUUCCAGCACACUCACUUUUGGAGACAUCUGCCCUCCUCCAGCUUGUCAACCUAAAAAAGUACACCAUGUCCCACAUUGAACAUAACAAGUUUGAAGGCCAGCUGCUGUGGGCUGCUUCUAAAAACAUUGGAAAGGCAUGAAUGGACUCUGCCAGGUAUGUGAAUGGCCUCCCGGGCCCACUGAGGACACGCCUCACCCCUACAUAGCUUUGCUCACCAAUUACUGGUAUCUUCCCCUGGAACUCCUAGACUGAUCCAGAAACUUGUGUUUACUUCUUACCCUAAAAAAAAAUUAAAAAGAAAGAAAGAAAGAAAAAGAAAAAACCAACCAUUGUCUCUCCCCAGUCAGCCCCUUUGGCUUAAUCUCUGAGAGCUCGGUUUUGUUUGUUUUUCUUUCACUGCACUGGGAAUAAGGAUGCCAAGUUCAAGUCAACUGGCUUUCUCCUUCCAGAAGUGGCUGAGAGGAAAAGGUCAGAAUUUAGCAUGGGCACAGGGUCCUGAUAAGGUGGAAUUUUCCCACAAAGGGAUGUGUGUUCUGUUCCUAUUAGGACUCAUGUUUUGUGAUACCAGACAUAUCUGGACCUGGCACUGAUCCUUGGUGAGGCAUGAGGUUGUUGAUUUUAGUGUAUGAAGCAUAUCUGAGUGGCAAGGGUCCAUUGGGCCUUUCUCUACCUAGUUCUGCUCAUCCUCAAAGAGCCAUGGCUGGGGUGUACCACAUAGCCUGCUGCUACAGGCCUCCCUCAUUUCUGUUGGCCUCUGUGAGACAUGCCUCAAAUCUGUAGGGACUCCAGUGGCCUUUGCAGCCUGAAGAUGAUAUUUUACCCUCAACUAUGUUGUCUCUUGGACCAAAGGACAGCUGUUGGUCCACAUAAUCAACAGAGCUAGAGAGCAGGAGGGGAGAGUCGCAUUCUAAUCCCAACCGUGCCUCUAUCUCUUCAGAAGGUUCCAGGGAAAGGUGGGGGUGGCUUUGCCUCCUCCCCAUGUACAAAAGGCUCCAAUCCCUCCCUGCCCAGCGUUGCUUCAAGGUUGUUAUGGAGGGCAUGGGGAAGUCAGUGUUUAGCAGUCCUUUGGAGUAGAACAGAGAAGGGGGAGACAGUAGGCCUGUGGACUAUAAGGCUAGAGCCUGGGCCUUGGCUCAUGUUUAGGCAAGGGAGCCAGACUAGUGCAGAAGUCACCAAGGAAAUUAAAAUAGCUUCACAUAGGGGCUGGGAUUAUAGCUCAGUGCUAGACCAACUAGCCUAGCACAUGUGAGGCACUGGGUUCAAUCCUCACAUAAAAAUAAAUAAAGUAAAGGUAUUAUGUCCAUCUACAACUAAAAAAUUAAAAAUAUGUAUAUAUGUUCAUGUAAGCUGGGCCAUGUAAGCCGGGCUCAGUGGUGCGUACCUCUGAUCCCAGCUACUUGAGAGGCUGAGGCAGGAGGAUCCCAAGUUCGAGGUAAGCCUCAGUAACUUAGUGAGACCUUGUCUCAAAAUAAAAAAUAAAAAAGGCCGAUUGUGUUUCCUGAUCUUAUCUACUGUUAUCAUUACAUAUUUGAUGUCCUUUUUUUUUUUUUUUUUGUACCAGGGAUUAAACCCAGGCAUGCUUAAUCACUGAGCCAUAGCCCCAGCCCUUUUUAUGUUUGUUUGUUUGAGACAGGGUCUCACUAAGUUGUUUAGGGCCUCGCUAAGUUGCUGAGGCUGGCUUUGAACUUGCAAUCCUCCUGCCUCAGCCUCUUGAGAAGCCGGGAUUGUAGGCAUGCACCACCAUGCCCAACUUUUCAUAUUUUUUGAUAGUAAAUUAUGUAUAGCAAACUAUAAAUUGCCCUAAGGGAAGCCAAUGUCCUGUAUACAUACACAGACUGCACAUUCUGCCCACUGCUUCUUUUCUCUUUGCUUAACUGCAGUGAUCCUUUUUGCUAUAUGUUGUACCAUUGGAGGUUGUUUCUAGAUGUGUGCUAUUAUAAACUUGUAGAGAAUAUCCUGACAUAGAGACCUCUAAACCUAGCCUGUGUUUGCAAUUUGCCUCUCUGUAAUCUCUAGUAACAAACUUCACUGCCUGCCAGCACCAUCCUCGCCAAGGGAGCACAGGGUGAAGGGAGCCUGCUCAAGACACAGUGAAUGAGUGACUAGCCCCAGUGAAGCUCAGGACUCAGGACCUGUUGGCUAGGGUACCAGGUUGCUCCUUUCACUUGGGUUCCAUAUCAGAAAAGGGCUUCACACAGUGCCAGGCAUCUAAUUAGGGGUCAGUAUUAACUGUGACAUCAUGGCAGCCUGUCACUAUGCCUUUCAAUUGCUGCCUUUUCCAUGGCAGAACCAGGAAACCCUGCAGGGACAGUGGAGCUUGCUGUCCCUGCUGAGCAUAAGCCAGCAAUUAGGACCUGGGCGGCCAGGCUAAUGGCCUCCUCAGCCACAGACAGGUGGGUGUGCCUCGCUCAGUACCAGAGAGUGCUCUGAGAGUGUGCUGCUGCCACAAGUAAUUGCUUCCCCUGAAGCUGUUCCUCUGGGUGUUGGUAGUCAUGCCUCGGCACUCCCCUUAGGGAAUCUGAUUAUCCAGCCCAGCUGGAUGGGGAACUAGGAUACAAAAGCCACCUACCAAACAGAAGAAGCAGAACAGCUGCUCCAACUCUUUCCUUGGGAUGAUGUGGCCUCCACAGGCAAGUGGCUUUGGAAGGUGCCUUAUUUCCUGCCCAGAGGCCUGGGCUGCCUCUUAGGCUUGAGGCCCAUAUUUGUAGUACUCCUAUGUGCUUGGGGAGGGUUUCUGAGCUGCCUGGCCUGUGGUAGGUAGACUCCAGAGUCACCAUUUUUUUUUUCAAGUUGUAGAUUGACACAGUAACUUUGUUUGUUUGUUUAUGUGUGCUGAGGAUUGAACCCAGUGCCUCACACAUGCUAGGCAAGUGCUCUACCACUGAGCCACAACCCCUGCCCAGAACCCAGAGUCUUGACUUCAGGUUCACACCUGCUAUGGGCUUUGGCAUAGACCGACUGGUAUGGACCUGGGUCCCAGAUCUGCUGUUUCUUACUCCAUGGCCUUGAACAGCAGGCUCAACUUGCAUGCUCUCUAUCUAAAUCCUACCAGCUUUUAUUUUUAAUUUUUCUUUUGAUAAAAAAAAACACACACACAUAAGUUUUAAAAGUCAAACACUAAAUGGUUGCUAACGCAGGUUCUGUUCACCAUCACAAAUUCCCCAGUUCUUGUCCCACUCCAUCCAGUUGUCUAUUUCUUUUCUUUUUUUCUUUUAUUAUAACUGGGGAUUUAACCCAGAAGCAAUUUACCACCGAGCUACAUCCCCAGCCCUUAUUGUUUUUGGGUUUUUUGUUUGUUUGUUUGUUUUGUUUUUUGUUUUUUUAGACAACUUAACAGGGUCUCACUAAGUUGCUUUGGGCCUUGCUAAGUUGAUGAGGCUGGGUUUGGACUUGGCAAUCCUCCUGUCUCAGUCUCCUGAGCCACUGGAAUUAUAGGCGUGCACUACCACACCCACCCUUUAUAUUUCUAAGUCAUUCACAUAUAUUGUCAUUUCUUGCUCUUUCACCUGAAUAUCAUUGCCUUCCUAUGAGGGGAAAAGUGAGUCUAAUAACCACCUUUCCACACCCACUCAUCCUUCCAAGGUUAUGAUUUGGGGGAAAUUGCUAGUCAAUGUUUACAUGCUUUAAACUACUGUAUAUAAACAUUUUUUUUCCUAGUAAACCAAAAGUGGUGGUAUUCUAUUAUUGUGCUAUAAUCCUUUUUUUUUUAAUUAAGCUAUAAUUAAAUAUCUCAUCUUAUUCGUUUAGUUUUUUUGUUUGUUUGUUUGUUUUGGUGCUUUACGCUCUUCUUUAUAAAAUCUGGCUAAACACCAUAAAGCUUUUCUCAACAUGACUAAUCCCUCAAAUUGUGGCUUUUGUGUUUUCCCCAGAGGUGUUGCACCAGAAACCCCUCACCCUCCCAUUCACUCUCACCAUCCUGUCCACUGGCCCCCAGAGUGAAGAGACUGAAAAUCAGUGAGGUAGAAAAAUUGAGGCAGAAAUGCAACCCUGGCAGGAAAUGGAGUUAUGGUCAAUGGUCAGCACUUGACCCAAGGAUGCUGUAACUCAGUGUGAAUAGCCUACAUGUAAAUAGGACCACUCAGUGGUUUUAAUUGUGGCUUGGGCCAGGGGUCUCUGACCCUGACCACAGAGGACAGAGAGACAGGUCUCCCUGUUCAUCUUAAGUGACCCUUUCUGGUGAGAUUAGCAAGCCCAUUUCCAUCCCUUAUCCCAGGCAUAUCUAAGAACAAGUUAGGCCAUGAGUCUGGCCUGACAGAUCCAUGCUUUUUUUCCCAUGGCGGCUUUUCCUUAAACAUGCUAAACCAGCCUUACCCAAUUGCUGGGCUGAGCACACCUCCUAGGGCUACCAGCACCUGGCACAUCACAAACAGGGCUGCUUUUGGCCACUAUACCUUGUCUUGUCUCCUCCAUACAGCAGGUAUUAGCUCUGAGCCCAUUUCCUGCAAGUUCCCCACUGCAGGCAACUCUUUUUCCAUUGCUGGUCAGAGGAUGCUAAGGUCAACAGUAAGAUUAAGGUGAUAGCCGGGCUUGGUGGCACAUGCCUGUAAUCCCAAUAGUUCGGGAGGCUGAGGCAGGAGGAUUGUGAGUUCAAAUCCAGCCUCAGCAAUUUAGUGAGACCCUAAGCAACUCAGUGAGACCCUGUCUAUAAAUAAAAUAUUAAAAGGAUGUGACUCAGUGGUUAAGCACACCUGGGAACAAUCCCUGGUACCAAAAAAAAAAAAGAUUAAGGUGAUGCUGGAGGCCUAGGCCCAAGAGCCCAAUCACCAAAUGUCCACAAAUAAGCAACUCCUGACUUGGUGCAGCACACAUUCUUGAAUGGGACAGAGAGCCUCCUGAGCUGAGAGCUCUUGAAUGGACACCCAUUAUACCUCACACCAGAGAAGCUUGUGCAUGAUUAGAGGCCUCUGAUGACCACCAUUCAGCUCAUAGGGCUUUCUUACCUUGGCAGUUACACAUGACACUGCCAUCCAUGUGUUCCUGCAAGUCACGCCUAAAGGGUGCUCUGCCACUAGGACUACCAGAGGAGCAUAGGAAGAUGGUGCAGGGCACAUGUUCUCUGCCUCAGUCAGUAAGGGAAAAGGCAUGGCAUCAGAGAGAGAAGGAAGAUGCAUAGAUCUCUUCAUAAGGCUACAUGCUUUCUAAACAGACAAUUUACUGGGAUUUAAUCUACAACUCAGAUUCAAUUGGCUAAGUAAGGAAGAAGAAAGUGUGUGGUUGUCAUGGCAACAUCAAAUUGCCCAGGAUCAGGUUUGUCUCUAAGGAGGGGGAAAGGGGGUAGCAAAGCCAAGCCUCCAUCUUCUUGGCAGGGAUGUUAUGGAAAUUGGGGGAGCAGGCUGGUCCCACUUGCAUGAAGUAGAGAGCAUUCUUCCCACCACCCAGAUCAGGGCUGAGGGCCUGAGCCAUGUGGUGUAUUGCAGAGGGGUCUGGCUGGCUCAGGGACCUCACUGUGGGGCCUGGGGACUCUGAUUGCCCAAGCAUGUCAACUUUCAGACAUCCUCUUGCUGAGGGCCAGUUCUUUUCUUGGGGGCUAGCCCCUCCCAGAGCAUCUUGUCCUGCUCCCUAAUCCUAGUUUUCUUAGCAGAACUUUUGCCUGUUGGCCUGGCUGUGGAUGUGGGCACAGCCUGAGACAUCCUCUGAGUCUGUCUGAAGGAUCAAGGGAACUGAAGCCUCAUCCAGAGAGUGCCAAUCAAAGCUGGUGCUGCCAUUCCUAAAUACUCAGUGCUGCUGGCCUGGCUUCUUCCUCCCCACUAAGAAUAAAAUGGAGUCAGCUAGAGAAGUUGCCCCGCAUGGGCAACCUCGGCCCAUUCCUAGGUGGCUGUAGAUGGCAGGGGAGAAGGCUGCUCAAAUGGGGAAGACUUUAAGCAAUGGGAAAAUUCCCUGGCCCUAAACCCACUUUAUCCCUAUUUGGCUUCUGAUCAUCCAGUGCUCUUGGCCUCCCAAGACAAGGUCCUAUCUCCUCAGCAGCCUCCAAGUCACUCACUGACCAGCUAAGCCCUGCCCAUUCAUCUCUGUGGACCCUGGGCUUGGCCACAGGAGGGGCUCUACUGACACCUAAUACAUAAGAUGAAUGAAUGAAUGAAUGAAUGGUUAACUUGGGUAGUGAGGACUGGGAAUAGAAGAAUUUU